AGCACAACAUACGGUAUUAGUCAUUUUCAUUUCCUUCUUGCCUUGUUUGCCUCUCAUACUUUCCUUCAGUAUAACAAGUCGAUGGUGGGGAGUCAGACAAUAUCUCUUCGUCUGAAGAAAACCUGACAGUCCACUAGUGAAAUCGGUCACGUAAACAUCAGUGAAUUACGACCGAUCGACGGCGAUGUAACUAGCAGUUGCUCAGUUUGCGUGAAUGAAAUACCUAUUAUGUGCACGCCAAAAUUGCAAAUCUUCAGCUGCAGAGUGUCAACAUUGCAACGUUGCACUUCUUGUUAAAGCAUCAUGAGAUAUGUCGUCAAUGAAAUAGCGUUCCAACAUUUCUAAAAAUAGACCGACUGCAAUCUACUGCAUUCAGAAAGGAACAACAAGAGGCAUUACGAGUUGUGCAAUUAAUUACCAAUAAAUUAGUAGUGCCGUUAUACGAGUAUGGCAACACACGUAUUUUGUGGUAUUCAGAGGCUGAGUCGAAUACUGGAUGGAGGAAAAAGGCCUCUGAACUCUACGUUAAGGCGUGCAUCGACCUCGAAGCAAACCAGAAUUGUGACGGGACCAAAUAACGAGAGGAUUAUUAUGUCUCCGAGUGGAGAUGUUUCUUAUCCGAAAACCUUGAUUCACGAGUUUGUUUGGAAUAAUAGCAAAAAUUAUCCUAAUCAUAUCGCUUUGGAAUGUGGUAUAAAUGGCAAGAAAUACACAUUUGCGCAAGCCAAGGACGCGACAAGUUAUAUCGGUAGAAGUUUGCGGAAUAUAGGUCUCAAAAAGGGUGAUGUGGUAGCACUAGUGGCACCCAAUUUUCCGGACACAGUUUUAAGUUACCUUGGAAUCUCGUCAGGCGGAUUUAUUGUUACUACUGUAAACCCGAUGUAUACAGUAGAGGAAAUGAUGAUUCAGUUGUUAAAAGUCAAUGCAAAAGCAAUCAUCACUUCCACCUCGGUUGUAUCUACAGUGCUCGCUGCAAAAAGGGCAUGUCUUUCACACGAAACCCCUUUUAUUGUGAUUGAUGAUAAGAUUGGUUCUAUGCCAGAGGGUUCGAUACCUUUUUCUGAUCUCAUAACGCGAGGUAAAUCACUGCCACCUGUAAAUUCGGACAGAACUUGCGAUGACAUAGCGGUUUUGCCAUUUUCAAGUGGUACCACUGGAUUACCAAAGGGUGUUAUGUUAAGACAUCGCAAUCUGGUGUCUAAUAUAAUGAUGGUUCAAGCCUCUGUCGAUGUCUUUCGGUUUCCAACAGAUACAUAUCAAGAAGUAAUACCUGCCGUAUUACCAUUUUUCCAUAUUUAUGGAAUGAAUGCUUUGAUACUUCCACGUCUUUCUUUUGGCGCAAAAAUAAUCACUAUUCCAAAAUUUGUACCGGAAACAUUCAUUGACGUAUUGGAAAAAAACAAGGUGACCGCGCUGUUUUGCGUUCCACCCAUAGUGUUAUUUCUUACGGCUUCCCCUCUUGUGAAGAAACAUCAUUUCCAUUAUGUGCAUUCGAUAAUGAGUGGCGCUGCGCCUCUCGCUAAAACGGACGUCGAUAGAUUCUACGAGAAAUACGACGUCGAUUCACAAAUCUGCGAAUUUCGUCAAGGUUACGGAUUAACAGAAACUUCACCAGUGGACUUUAUUGAAAAUGGAAAGAAAUAUUCCAGUAUCGGACAAAAUAUAGCGAGUUGCCAAGUACGCUUGGUGGAUGUAACGACACAGAAGGAUAUCAGUACUAGUGGUCAAACAGGCGAAUUAUGGGUCAAAGGACCACAUGUUAUGAAAGGAUAUUUGAAUGACGAAGAUGCUACAAAAAAUAUACUAACUGAGGAUGGAUGGUUAAAAACGGGCGAUAUUGCUUAUUACGAUGAAGAUUUCGAUUUUUAUAUUACAGACAGAUUAAAAGAACUUAUUAAAGUCAAAGGAUUUCAGGUACCACCAGCGGAACUAGAAGCGUUGCUGCGAAUGCAUCCUGACGUGGAGGAAGCAGCAGUGAUUGGUAUUCCACACGAGAGGUAUGGUGAGGUACCAAAAGCAUUUGUAGUGGUGAAGGAAAGUAAAAAACCCACAGAAGAUGACAUUAAGAACUUUAUAAAAGGAAAAGUUUCUGAGUACAAACAACUGAGAGGUGGAAUAACAUUUGUCGACAAUAUUCCGAAGAAUCCAAGCGGAAAAAUUCUAAGGUCAAAAAUAAAGCAAGAUUACAAGCCUUAAUGCCAUCAAAAUAAUAUAUUUUUAAUUAAAAAAU
This is a messenger RNA of Trachymyrmex cornetzi, 2230 nucleotides long. Its product is annotated as 4-coumarate--CoA ligase 1. NCBI's taxonomy places the organism in Eukaryota, Metazoa, Arthropoda, Insecta, Hymenoptera, Formicidae. Bases 448 to 2196 code for a protein of 582 amino acids. Gene Ontology annotation, biological process: fatty-acyl-CoA biosynthetic process; long-chain fatty acid metabolic process. The transcript has 10 exons. The record is from RefSeq and is a predicted model, not a curated record. Gene Ontology annotation, molecular function: long-chain fatty acid-CoA ligase activity.